Messenger RNA from Pelmatolapia mariae (spotted tilapia), 1723 nucleotides. RefSeq names its product protein NLRC3-like. The coding region runs from base 71 to 1723 and encodes 550 amino acids. The transcript is spliced from 4 exons. Gene Ontology annotation, biological process: intracellular signal transduction. The record is from RefSeq and is a predicted model, not a curated record. Lineage: Eukaryota; Metazoa; Chordata; Actinopteri; Cichliformes; Cichlidae.
AUGCUUAGAGAGUCAGAGGAGCAGCAGCAGAGAGGCAUUUGUGAAGAUCACAGUGGACUUCCUGAGGAGAAUGAAGCAGGAGGAGCUGGCUGACCGUCUGCAGAGCAAACUUCAAGCUGCAGUUUGUCAUCGUAAACUAAAGUCUAACCUGAAGAAGAAGUUCCAGUGUGUGUUUGAGGGCAUCACUAAAGCAGGAAACCCAACCUUUCUGAAUCAGAUCUACACAGAGCUCUACAUCACAGAGGGAGGGACUGCAGAGGUCAAUGAUGAACAUGAGGUCAGACAGAUUGAAACAGCAUCCAGGAAACCAGACAGACCAGAAACAACCAUCAGACAAGAAGACAUCUUUAAAGCCUCACCUGGAAGAGAUGAACCAAUCAGAACAGUGCUGACAAAGGGAGUGGCUGGCAUUGGGAAAACAGUCUUAACACAGAAAUACAGCCUGGACUGGGCUGAAGACAAAGCCAACCAGGACAUCCAGUUCAUAUUUCCAUUCACUUUCAGAGAGCUGAAUGUGCUGAAAGAGGAAAAGUUCAGCUUGGUGGAACUUGUUCAUCACUUCUUUACUGAAACCAAAGAAGCAGGAAUCUGCAGCUUUGAAGACUUCCAGGUUGUGUUCAUCUUUGAUGGUCUGGAUGAGUGUCGACUUCCUCUGGACUUCCACAAAACUACAAUCCUGACUGACCCUAGAAAGUCCACCUCAGUGGAUGUGCUGCUGAUAAACCUCAUCAGGGGGAAACUGCUUCCCUCUGCUCGCCUCUGGAUAACCACACGACCUGCAGCAGCCAAUCAGAUCCCUCCUGACUGUGUUGGCAUGGUGACAGAGGUCAGAGGGUUCACUGACCCACAGAAGGAGGAGUACUUCAGGAAGAGAUUCAGAGAUGAGGAGCAGGCCAGCAGGAUCAUCUCCCACAUCAAGACAUCACGAAGCCUCCACAUCAUGUGCCACAUCCCAGUCUUCUGCUGGAUCACUGCUACAGUUCUGGAGGAUGUGCUGGAAACCAGAGGGGGAGGACAGCUGCCCAAGACCCUGACGGAGAUGUACAUCCACUUCCUGGUGGUUCAGGCCAAAGUGAAGAAGGUCAAGUAUGAUGGAGGAGCUGAGACAGAUCCACACUGGAGUCCAGAGAGCAGGAAGAUGAUGGAGUCUCUGGGAAAACUGGCUUUUGAUCAGCUGCAGAGAGGAAACCUGAUCUUCUAUGAAUCAGACCUGACAGAGUGUGGCAUCGAUAUCAGAGCAGCCUCAGUGUACUCAGGAGUGUUCACACAGAUCUUUAAAGAGGAGAGAGGACUGUACCAGAACAAGGUGUUCUGCUUCAUCCAUCUGAGUGUUCAGGAGUUUCUGGCUGCUCUUCAUGUCCAUCUGACCUUCAUCAAGUCUCGAAAAAAUCUGCUGGAAGAACAACAAACAACCUCGAUGUUGUCUCAAUUAAUUAGCAAACCAAACCUACAAUCAUCUCUCCACCAGAGUGCUGUGAGCAAGACCUUACAGAGUCCUAAUGGACACCUGGACUUGUUCCUCCGCUUCCUCCUGGGUCUUUCACUGCAGACCAAUCAGACUCUCCUACGAGGUCUGCUGACACAGACAGGAAGUAGCUCACAGAUCAAUCAGGAAACCGUCCAGUACAUCAAGAAGAAGCUCAAGGAGGCUCUUCUGAGGCUGCUGCCAGUGGUCAAAGCCUCCAACAAAGCUCUGCAAAACUCGGUGUACUCGAGACGCUGA